Molecule: messenger RNA, 495 nt
Organism: Galendromus occidentalis (western predatory mite)
Lineage: Eukaryota; Metazoa; Arthropoda; Arachnida; Mesostigmata; Phytoseiidae
Exons: 3
Coding region: 1-495 (164 amino acids)
Source: RefSeq, a predicted model, not a curated record
AUGUACUCCGAUAACGCGGGGGCUUACAAAAGAGCAGCGGUAGAUCUACAGGAAAUCUCGAGGCUGCAGCAGGAAGCUGCGAGUCAGGAGUCUAUGACUCACGAUGGCACAGAGUGGACCUUCAAUAUUGCGAAGGCCCCACCGCUAUGUCAGGUGUGGGACACCGAGGUGAUUGAGGUGCUGACACCGAUGCAUUUCCUCAUAGUCGAAACCACGGAUCGGCUGCGGGAAAGUGAGCUGUCGGCGAAAAGUCGUCGAUCCGAGAUGCUGGCAAUAUGGAGACACAGGAAAAAAGUUGUCGAGGAUGUGUGGGAGGGGUGGCAGGACGAGUACGUUAGUCUCUUGCGUAGCUUCCAUCAAGAGACACCCUCCAAAAACUCAAGUCUCGACGUUGGACGAGUAGUGAUUGUUAAAGACAACAACACGCCAAGACUUUUUUGGAAAUCGGCGAGGGUGGAAAAGCUGAACAUUUCCGGUAGUUCAUACCGUGAAUAG